Molecule: messenger RNA, 879 nt
Organism: Plectropomus leopardus (leopard coralgrouper)
Lineage: Eukaryota; Metazoa; Chordata; Actinopteri; Perciformes; Serranidae
Product: olfactory receptor 4K15-like
Biological process (GO): G protein-coupled receptor signaling pathway; detection of chemical stimulus involved in sensory perception of smell
Cellular component (GO): membrane
Molecular function (GO): odorant binding; G protein-coupled receptor activity; olfactory receptor activity
Source: RefSeq, a predicted model, not a curated record
AUGGGAAACUCAACAGAGAUUGUGUCAUUUGUGCUGGCUAUGUACGGUAACAUGGGGAACUUUAAGCACCUAUAUUUCCUCCUGGCAAUGCUUUUAUACAUAUCAGUCAUUUUUGCCAACAUUGUUCUUAUUGUCAUUAUUUAUGUGGACAGAAAUCUGCAUGAGCCCAUGUAUUUAUUCCUGUGCAGUCUGUUUGUUAAUGAAAUAUACGGCUGCACGUUUUACUGCUUCAUUCAGAUAUUCAGCAUGCAUACAUACGUGGCUGCUGAAUUUGGAACUCUGACAGUAAUGGCAUAUGACAGAUACGUAUGUAUUUGUAAGCCUUUACAUUACAAUAUCAUGAUAACCAAUAGAAAAGUAAAAAUUGUCAUACUUGUCAUUUGGAUGGUUUCGUUCAUAGAAGUUGGAGUUUUGUUGUCUUUUACUGUUCAUUCAAAGUUUUGUGGGGCUGUUAUCAACAAAGUUUCUUGUGAUAACAAUCUUGUGGUUGAACUUUCUUGUUCACCAAACAGAACGUUGUCAUAUAUUUACGAUGUUGUUUUUUUUGGCCUUCUUUUCACCGUCACUUUUCCUCUCAGUUUCAUUUCAUACACAUAUGUUAGAAUUAUUGCUGUGUGCUUAAAAGCUUCCAAAGAGACCAGAAUGAAAGCGUUUGAUACCUGCACUCCACAUUUUGUUUCACUCAUGAGCUUUGUCUUUGCCUGUUUUUAUAACCUGAUCAGUCAAAGAUUUGACAUGACAUUUGUUCCUUAUGAACUGCAUGUUAUUUUCUCAUUGUAUGGACUAAUAAUUCAACCUCUUUUAAAUCCAAUGAUAUAUGGUCUUAAGUUAUCAAAGAUUAGGCAUGCUUUUAAGUUCUUUUUUAAAUUAAAACAUUAA